Molecule: messenger RNA, 1596 nt
Organism: Penicillium griseofulvum
Lineage: Eukaryota; Fungi; Ascomycota; Eurotiomycetes; Eurotiales; Aspergillaceae
Product: DUF3405 domain-containing protein
Exons: 5
Coding region: 1-1596 (531 amino acids)
Source: RefSeq, a predicted model, not a curated record
AUGAUGUCUGUUUAUCCGGGUAUCCAAAAAGAUUUCCCUUCGCCCAUGCUUGGCUCGUAUUCGGCAACAGGUAUAGACGGAUAUGUCUGCGCUGAUCGCUUUUCUCGGUUGGGUGCCUAUGGCUCCGCCUCUGGGGUCAAUUGGAACGAAACAAACUGGGGGUCACUUCAGGCACAGUGCUUUGAGAGGAAUGCCGGAAGAUAUCCUCAAACCCAGACCGAUUCGCGCCCAGUCGACAGCACCCUACCACACCACCCUCCAUUGUCUACACGCGCCUUUCGCAACCAAGCACCCCCCUCGAGCUUACAGCACAAAACAAGAUCAGCUAUUAUCCUACGUGCGCGGAGUGACAUGGAAUGGACCGAGAACCUUAAACAGAAUGUCCGGCUGCUUAUCAUGGAGCUGUCGUUACACUCCGGUGCCGAGUACGAGGUCUUCAUCUUGUUGCAUGUCAAGGACGAGAGAAUCCCUAUCUAUACAAAGGAUCCCCAAGUUAUGAACAAUAUCAAGGCUCAACUUGUCCCAGCCGAAUUCCACGACAUGGUCGUUUUCUUCAAUGACCAUACGUUGGCAUCAUGGUAUCGUAAGGUCGAGGAACAUAGCCCGGGUUUACAGGAUUGGCAACCCCUUCAAGCUUUUUCUCGAGUAUUCCAGGAUUUUGAUUAUUACUGGCAAGUCGAUAUGAGUUCUAGAUUCACUGGUCAUACCUACCAUUUUCUCGAAAAGUCCGCGGAGUUUGCAAAAAGACAGCCGCGGAAGUACCUUUGGGAGCGCAACGCCUACUUCUAUAUUCCAGGAACACAUGGGACGUGGAAGAACUUCUUACGGAGGAUUCAGUCCUCUAUGAAAGGCCGAAUGAGCGUUUGGGGACCUAAGAGUAUCCCUCAGGUAAACCCAGUUGGCCCUAGUCCUCCUGUUGCUUCCCCAGAUGACGACGAUUAUGAAUGGGGUGUUGGUGAAGAGGCAGAUCUAAUCACCUUUUUACCGAUAUUCGAUCCUACUAACACCGAUUGGCUAUUCGGAGAUCAUUUUUGGGGCAUACCAAAAGGUCUUAAUCCGCCGCGAGCAGCAUCCGUUGUGGCCAUGGCGCGCGUGUCAAAGAACUUAUUCCAUCAAAUGCACGAUUUGCAAGCCCAACAAGGAAUUGGUAUUUUCACUGAGAUGACGGCGCCCACACUUGCUCUUUGGCAUGGACUUAAAGCCGUCUACGUCCCACAUCCUCUUUAUGUUGACGGUAAAUGGACACCGAAGGAGCUUGGGCGAAUUAUGAACCCAGGUGAACCUGAUAAGAUCAAUGGCGGAGAGAAUAGCUUCUGGAACUGGGACCACCGAUGGGAUCACAUUCUCUAUCGGAUGACGUACAUGUUUACAACACAAACUGCGGAAGACUUCUAUCGGAGAUGGCUGGGCUACCCAAUGGAUCCUAAACAAUAUACCGAUGGCCUUCGUCACCAAGAUGAGCAAGGUCGAAGUUGGUUUGAUAGCGGCGACUUGCGAGAGGACUUAUACGGACCACUCUGCUUUCCAUCUAUGUUACUUCAUACGAUCAAAAACACAAACGAGAAGAAGGGACCAAACAUGCCUGUUCCUCUUUGA